AUGUCAAUGUUAAAAUAUAAAUCAUGGUUGACAAAGACGGGAUGGUCCGAUGACAAAGGCUUGGGAAAGAAUGAAGAUGGUAUGACUAGUCAUAUAGGUGUAUCAAUGAAAAUUAAUAAUAGUGGAGUCGGUCAUCAAUAUGAUAAUUGGCAAGACACUUGGUGGGAUAAUGUAUAUGCAAAGACAUCAGAGAAAAUAGGGUCAUCUACUACUACCACCGAUGUAUCUUUAGUGGACAAUGAUAUAUUUGAUUCAAAGGAUACUGUAAAAUCAUUCAAGAGAAAGGAAAAUGAUGACGCCGAAACAACAACAAAAUCAAAAAAGGUUGUUGAAACAAUUGUCGAACAAUCACCAAAGAAAAUCAAGAAAUCAACAAAACAAUUGGAAAAAGAGGAAAAAGAUACACCAGCACCAGUUUUAAAGAAACUUGGUAUCACCACUUUUGUCAAAUCUGUAACAUUGACAAAUAUGAGUAUUUUAGAAUCAAGUUUUGAUGAAUCUUCCAAAGAAAAAGAAAAAUCAUCAAUAUCAAAUAAGAAUAGUGAUAUUGAAAUUAAAAAAGAUAUUGAUAAUGAUAAUGUAAAUAAUAAUAAUAAUAGUAAUAAUAAUGAUAUUGGAGAUAUAGUAAAUGCAAUUAAAUCAAGAAAACAAAGUAAAUAUGCAACUGGAAAAUUGGCAAGACUUCAUCAAAUCGAAUUGGAAGCUAUGAAUAGAAAACAAAAUGGUCUUUCAACUUUGACCGUUGCAUUACCAUCACCUCCUAUUCCAACUCCAACUACAACUACAACUACAACCAAUUCGAACAACAAAUCUUCUACUACUAUAGAUGAAAGUGUUUCAUCUAUGGAAGACAAAGAACAAGUGGAAAAACAAUCCACAAAUUUAAAAAGAAAGAAAUCACAAGACAAUGACAAUGAUGAUGAAGACCAGGAAAGUGAUGAAAAAGAAUUAAAGAAAAAGAAAAAGAAAGAAUCAAAGGAAAAGAAGGAAAAGAAGGAAAAAAAGGAUAGAAAGAGUAAAAAAGAAAAAUCAAAGGAAAAGAAGGAUACAACAAGUAAAAAAGAAAAGAAAAAGGAAAAGAAAAGUAAAGAGUCAUCAACAUCAUCAAAAUCAUCAUCAUCUGAUUAG
Cavenderia fasciculata is the source of this 1128-nucleotide messenger RNA. RefSeq lists its product as uncharacterized. The transcript has 3 exons. The coding region runs from base 1 to 1128 and encodes 375 amino acids. NCBI's taxonomy places the organism in Eukaryota, Evosea, Eumycetozoa, Acytosteliales, Cavenderiaceae. The record is from RefSeq and is a predicted model, not a curated record. Gene Ontology annotation, molecular function: nucleic acid binding.